GCAAUAAAAUCUACGAGCUACAUCAUUCGACGAAAGUUAAUACACAAUAACGAGAUAUUUGAUAUUUGGAUUGUGCAGAGCAAAAAUAGUGUUAUAUAACACUUUUUGUACCAACUAUAUAUCAUGGAGAGGCGUCGAGAAAGUUUACCUUCUUACUAACUAUCAAUGGCCUCAACCAACGUAAACGUGUCGGACACUUCCGUUCCCAGGAGUGGAUAUGAUUUAGAUGUGUUUGACCAUGGUAAUUUUUACGGUAUCCAUCUUUCAGCGUUGCUUUGUAUACUGGUCAGUUUUCUGUGUGCAAUUACAGUCAUCACCGCGUCCUUUACAAAACGCAAGACCAAUUUUUUCGCCUGGUCAAAAAGUGACCGAUUCGUUGUGUACAUUGCUUUAUGUGAUGGCCUCUUCAAUGUAGCCCACAGUUUAGACCAUACACACGUUCUAGUAACCCGUUCUCAUGUCAAGCCUAAAGGACUGUGUGCUUUCUACGGAUUUAUUUUGUCCGAGUUUCUGACCGCUCAAACGUUCAUGGUAAACCUCGUCGCCAUCAAUGCGUUUUGUUUAAUGUUUUUUAACCAGGAUAUUCCAUUUGGAAAAUGGGACCAUCGCCUGUUGAUUUGGACAUUUGGAGCACCUUUGAUAGCUUCUACUGUUGCUGUGUCUUUAAACCAGUUUGGACCAAACACAGUCUUUUGCUUUAUGGACGCCGUCACCGGAAAACUAAUGAACACAGUGUACUUGACCAUUCCAUUGCUGAUAGUUUUCUCAACCAACAUGGUGCUGUAUGGACUGACUUAUUGGCGCUUAUCAGUGGGCUUUCAACGGUUCAAAGGCUCCAAGAUGUCGUCAAGGACUCGGCGCGUGGCGAGAAACAUGAUUCUCUUUCUCUUGGCCUUUUUUGUCCAGUACUGGGCUGCGGCUCUAUAUGGUGCGUGGCAGUUGGUAAGCGAUGAUAUUCCCGUCAUCGUCUACUACUUCUUGACAACGUUCACGAAUAUCGGCGGAUUUCUGAAUGGAUUGGUGUAUAUCGUCAUUCGUCGAAGAUUCCUUCAACGAGACAAAAGCGGCGACAAGACAUCUGUGGACAAGAUGAAGAGAUCUGGAGACCAAAGUCCGACUGCAAUGAGACAUUUGAAGAUUAAUGAUGUUCAAAACGACGACAUUCUGCAGUCUGAUUUUACGUCGGCGUUUCAGAAAAAUAUAUAGACAUGCGACAUACCGUCGUUGUAUUUGCAGAUUACUAAAUCUACAGUUGCGAGUAAUUGUGAAAAUACGACUGAACUUUGGAGAUUUUUUUUCUUAUCUCGUGUCGUCCUGAUCUUUUACAGUAUAGAUACCACUGCUCUGAUAUUUCAGUCAAGAAGAGUUCUGUUUCACACAUUUUAAGAUUAUUAUCAUUUGUAUUCAAAAGAUUAACGAAAUCUUAAAGACUUGUACCUGCCCUUAAUUUCCUUUACCGUGCAUUCUAUAUCGUAUUGUGAGACUCUGACAUUCCAGAUAACGAGAGUGGCAUUGUUAUUCGAAUAUCGAUGUCUUAUGGUAAAUUAUAAAAUGGCAUGAUGUAGUGGUAAAAUGCUAGUUGUAAUGCUAAUACAAAGUUGUA
Ylistrum balloti is the source of this 1603-nucleotide messenger RNA. RefSeq lists its product as uncharacterized. Gene Ontology annotation, cellular component: plasma membrane. Gene Ontology annotation, biological process: adenylate cyclase-activating G protein-coupled receptor signaling pathway. NCBI's taxonomy places the organism in Eukaryota, Metazoa, Mollusca, Bivalvia, Pectinida, Pectinidae. The coding region runs from base 166 to 1206 and encodes 346 amino acids. The record is from RefSeq and is a predicted model, not a curated record. Gene Ontology annotation, molecular function: G protein-coupled receptor activity. The transcript has 2 exons.